AUGGCUCAAGCCGAGAGACAAGAUCCGACUCGGAUCUCAAUUCUAGGCGAGCCUAAUAUCAUCGUCGAUCACGGUCUUUGGCUUAACUUUGUUGUUGAUGACCUCCUCGAGAACACCCCUACGUCGACCUACGUCCUCAUCACAGAUACCAAUCUUUUUGACACAUAUGUCCCUCCCUUUCAAGCUCGUUUCGAGGCCGCUUCCCAGGCAACAGCCACUCGGCUACUCACGUACACCAUCCCACCAGGAGAGGCUUCCAAAAGCCGUGAGACAAAGGCCGAGAUAGAGGAUUGGAUGCUCUCCCAACAAUGCACCCGCGACACGGUCAUUAUAGCUCUUGGCGGCGGCGUUAUGGGGGAUAUGAUCGUCUAUGUUGCA
Messenger RNA from Fusarium tjaetaba, 378 nucleotides. Its product is annotated as 3-phosphoshikimate 1-carboxyvinyltransferase. The transcript has a single exon. The record is from RefSeq and is a predicted model, not a curated record. Lineage: Eukaryota; Fungi; Ascomycota; Sordariomycetes; Hypocreales; Nectriaceae. The annotation marks the transcript as partial. Gene Ontology annotation, molecular function: 3-dehydroquinate synthase activity.